Messenger RNA from Lactuca saligna, 939 nucleotides. The record is from the annotation of a GenBank genome assembly. Lineage: Eukaryota; Viridiplantae; Streptophyta; Magnoliopsida; Asterales; Asteraceae.
AUGAAAGCCUUGGGUCCUAACACCUUUAGACUCAUGAAGAAAUCAAGAAAAGCUGCCAAAGUAUCCUAUCAAGGAUUGAAGGAAUUGGUCAAGUUUGGAAAUUUUGUUGAAUUUGAAAACACUCCUACUGCUAGUUCCAUUAAUGUUGAGGUUGUCGAGGAACAUGUUGCACCUAAACCAAAAUUUCAAUUUGCAUUUGAAGAGGUUGAAACAUAUGAUGGUGAUGAAGAAGAAGAGGUUCAAGAAAGGGAUAUGAUAGAGAAUGAGUUUGAAGAUUUUGUACAAAGUAUUUCAAUCCCUAAAGAGGAUGUAGCGGACUCUGAGGAGCCUCCCCAAGCAGUUCUUGUUACAACUGAACCUCCAUCUGAGAGUGAUCAAGAAGAUUCAGCUUACGUUCUACUCCCGAGGAAAAGAAAAAGGAUUUUGAAAGCCCUAUUAUUAAAUAAGAAGCCUUACCUUCAGAAGGGGCUCAAGCUUUUGGAAGCUCAUUUGAAGCCCCCUGAGCUGGAUAUUUCAAAAGGCAAAAGGAAGCUGCCCAAGUUUGAAUUUAUAGAUGUUGGUCUGCUUCAUAACAGAGUUUUUGAUUUGGAACAGAGCUCAGCUGAAAAGGAUUUAAUUAUUGGAAAGCAGGACAUUAGAAUCAGAGAAAAGAUUUAUGAUUCUAGUUCUGGUCCAGUCAAUCCAACUUCUCAAUCUAUAAGUGAAACAUUUGUAAGACCUGCUCCGGAUGCAAAUUUUGACACAUUUUUAUCUUCUGAUCGUGCUUCUGCUCAUGAAAGAAGAGACAUGCAAAUCAGGGUUGAGCAGCUAAGAGGGAAGAUGCUGGUGAUGAAACAUUUGGACCAAAAUGCUCCAGGUGAUCACCCUGAGAUGUUUUUCAGGCAGAAUGGGAAGAAAUUUACAGAUAAAUAUGGGGACCACUCUGGCAUUUUGAUGUAG